This is a messenger RNA of Exserohilum turcica Et28A, 357 nucleotides long. RefSeq lists its product as uncharacterized. Gene Ontology annotation, molecular function: catalytic activity. Lineage: Eukaryota; Fungi; Ascomycota; Dothideomycetes; Pleosporales; Pleosporaceae. The record is from RefSeq and is a predicted model, not a curated record. The transcript has a single exon. The annotation marks the transcript as partial.
CUACCAGCAGCAACAAUACUAGCUAUUGACGCUAACGAGCAUCACCCCUGGUGGGAUCCGCUAUGCCCAACCACCAGCCAAGGCGCUCAAGAGCUAGCCGACUGGAUAGAGGACCAAAACCUAAGCCUACUCAACACCCCAGGUGCUAGGACCUUCUUUAGGCCGCACCUAUCAAGAGAGCCAGUAUUAGACCUAUCACUUGCCACGCCAGACAUAGCCAACAAAGUUAAAGACUGGCAAGUUACUACAGAAACUGGCUCAGACCACUACGGGCUGCUCUUCUCUAUCCAAACAACAAUAGAACUAGUAGACAACCCAGCAGCCCAGCAAAAGUACAACACAAAAAGGGCUAACUAG